GGGCGUGGACGAAUUCCAGAGUCCGCACUGUGUUUACUUCCGUCAAUAUUUCCUCCAGCACAGUAGGCAGAGGCUGAGACGAUACAUCAAAGCAGUCGCUUAAGGUGUUUGGAGUUGCAGAGACCAUCUCUGCUCUCAUUCUACCCCAGCUAAAAUGCCUUUCUUGGGCAAGGACUGGAGGUCACCAGGAUUGAGCUGGACAAAGACAGAGCAUGGCUGGAAGAGGAUUGUCUUCUAUGGACACGAGUUGGAAGAUAACAACAGAGAGAUAGACUUGAAAGAGGUCUGCAGUGACAACAAAGAGAAUCUGUGUGUUGGAGAUGUGUGUGAGCUCGCCACCACAAAGAGGAAAAAGGACCUCUACAACAAUAACACCAAGUCUCAGUUUGUUUUCACGGAUAAAUGGAUCUACGUGCAGAAAGGGAGCACGAAAGAACGACACGGAUACUGCACGCUUGGUGAAGCCCUCAACCGUCUAGACUUUUCCAGUGCCAUUCAGGACUUGAGAAGAUUCAACUAUGUCGCAAAACUUUUCCAGCUAAUAGCCAGGUCUCAGCUGACCUCUUUGAGUGGAGCUGCACAGAAAAACUAUUUCAAUAUACUGGAGAAGAUUGUACGGAAAGUUCUAGAUGACUACUACAACCCACGCCUUGUCAAGGAUUUGCUGCAGGACCUGAGCUCGACACUGCACAAUCUGGCUAUCCAUGUCGGCAGGUGCGUCCUCGUGGGCAACGUCAACAUCUGGUUGUGCCGACUCGAGACCAUUCACAAAUGGGAGCAGCAGCUCAACAACCUGCAGAUCCCCAAGCAAAUUUGCAAUGGCAUCUCAUUCAACGACUUGCCGCUACACAUGCAAAACAAGAUCCUGUGCAAGUUAUCUGAUGCCUAUGACAUCAUUAACCUGGGGCAGGCCACGCCUACUCUGUACAGCCUCAGUGAGAGUAGCAUACCGUGGAAGAAACUCUGCCACUUUCACUUCUCAGACAAACAGUUCUGCAGGAAUUUGGUCCUAUCCAAGAGUGAUAAUGUGGACUGGAAGCUAAUGUACUUCACCCUGAAGAAACAUUAUCCAACAAAGGAGCAGUACGGCGACACCUUGCACUUCUGCAAACACUGUAGUAUCCUCUUCUGGAAGGAUCGCCACCUGGCUUUGUUAUUCAAGGACUGUGGCCAUCCGUGCACAGCCAUCAAUCCAGACAGCUGCCUCAUGCCCAUUUCUCCGCAGCACUUUAUCGACCUCUUCCAGUUCUAAACCCUCCACGUUGCUCUUCAAGCGAAGCGUCCAUUUACUCUCACUCCCAAACCGGAGUGUGUACGAGACCUUUAUGUGGUUUACCCAAAUACAAAGGGCUUCAUUUCCUUACUCACAAGUGUUUCCUUAAGAUAUAGGAAAUAUUAAAUGUGUAUGUUUGUAGAUUUUAAGAAUGUUGGUGAUGUGUGAAAUAUUAAUGUGUUUCCUCCUCUUGCACAAAUGUUGGUCUUCUUGACAAAAAAAGACUAUUCAUGAUUAAGGAAAGAAAAUAAUAUGUAAAUGUAAGGUGAAUAUGUGUAAGGAUUUGUAAACGGUUUGUAGCAUGUUUAUGGUAGGUAAGUGGUGAUAGGUAAUGUUUAAGAGGUUGUUUUUUUUUUUUAAGGGUUCAAUGUGUAAUUCCGAGACACGUGUUCCAAAGAAAUAGUAUUUCACCUCUAAACUCCAUAUGAUCUCUAAUGUUUACAUUUUAGUUGUAGUAAUUUGCCAUAGUAAUUGUAUUAUAAUUUGUUCUUUAUAUUGUGUUGCAUUUACUCCUGUGUAAUGCUC
Messenger RNA from Cottoperca gobio, 1798 nucleotides. It is a transcript of the gene fbxo25, whose product is annotated as F-box protein 25. Gene Ontology annotation, biological process: protein ubiquitination. Gene Ontology annotation, molecular function: protein binding. The transcript has 11 exons. Gene Ontology annotation, cellular component: SCF ubiquitin ligase complex; nucleus; cytoplasm. The record is from RefSeq and is a predicted model, not a curated record. Lineage: Eukaryota; Metazoa; Chordata; Actinopteri; Perciformes; Bovichtidae. Bases 155 to 1252 code for a protein of 365 amino acids.